AUGGCGGGAGGCAACCGGCGCGGGGCCCCGAGCGCAUCCCGGCCACCGCCAACCUCGUCGUCCUCGUCAUCCAGCAAGCCGGCCACCGAGUCGCCCUCGGGGCUCGUCUUCCUCCACCACGGCUCGUCGUCGGCUGGACCAGGUGGACACAAGUCGGCGCUGACAACUGCUGCUCGUGCCCAUGCCUCGCGCAGGGGCCACUCCAAGAGCAGCGCCGCGGCCAAGCGCUCAUUCCGGUUCGUCUCUGUCCAGGGAGAUGGCUCCAAUGUGACCGUCCCAGCGCCCGGCGGCGAUGUUGCCACCGCUGGCGGCCCCUACAGUGGUGAUGGCACUGGUUACAGCGACUACGGAGCCUCAUCACGGCAAGGGUCCUUUGACUCGGCGAUAUCUGGCGCGUCGUCGUCGACGAUGCCGUUCGAGGCGGCGUUGAUCACGACACAUCAUCACUAUCAACAAGAGCAUCAGCAACAUUACAUCGGACAGGAUCACCACAGCCAACAACAGCAGAGCCACCAAAACUACAUCUUCAUCGACUCGUCACGCGCCAUUGUCGCCACAGCGGGCGAUAUCAACCCCCCUCGGAGUCUCUCCGCAGACUCCUGGGACCCCUUCGACUCAUUGGCUGUGCACAACCUGUCACACUCGGAGCAGUUCAUGCUGCACUAUGCUCUGACGACAACAUGGGCCAAGUUUGGCGAGUCCCAGACAGGCCAGCAGGAACUGGCCCAAAGCUGGAUCUGGGCGACGAUCGAGUCGCCCGCGGCGCUGUUUGCCCAGAUCGCCGGCGCGGCCGCGCACUACCUCACAGUUCCGUAUGCCGACGGCUCGACACAACGCAAGGCCUUCACGACGAGCCUGCAGGCCAAGCACAAGGCUCUCAAGGCACUGCAGUACGAGCUUGACCGCUUCCACCGCCAGCAGGAGCAGCUCGAGGGACAGCGGCAUGACCAGCAGCACCAGAUGCUGAUCGAGGACGGGCAUCAUCAUGGCAGUGCCGCGGCAGCAAGCAUGAGCCGCCAGUCUUCCCACCCGUUCUCGCACGAUCAACCACAACACCAUCCGCAAGCCCACGACCACAUCUCGCCACCAGACCAACAACAACCACCACCCCCAGCUGCAGCAGCAGCCCUCUCGCCAGCAUCGACCUUAUCGUCUGCGGCCGCUGACUCGCCAGCCUCGACCGCCUCACCGUCGUUCAUCUCGCCCUCGACAGCCGUGCAGCCGGCCUCGGCCUCGGCCGCCGCCGCCGCGGGCGCCACGGACAGCAUGGUGCUCGCGAUCCUGGUGCUCGCCGUGCACGACUCGAUCGACCUGACGCCCGUCCCGGAGCCGCACCCCCCGGCCCCGCUGGCCAUGUACCGCGACAUGCACAUCUAUGGGCAGAUGCGGAUGCGGGACGAGCACAUGACGGCCAUGUACAAGCUGGUCGAGGCCAAGGGGGGCUUGCCGAGGAUGAACCAGACCGUGUUUGGAUAUGUGCUGCCGCCUGCCGACAUGCUCUACAACCUCCGCCUCGGCAGACCCCCACGCGUCCCCUGCCACCGCCACCUCCUGCCCAUGCGGGACACGCCAGACUGGCAGCCCGACCCGCGCGCCCGCUUCCUGCUCGACACGACCUCCGGCGCGGGCUUCCCGGCGGUCCGGUGCCCGCACCGGGUCCUGGAGACGGCGAGCGCGCCGACGACGCCCGGGAUGUUUGCCCCCUCGUACUCGCCCACCGCGACGGUCGUGCGGACCGUGAUGGUGGGGCUCGAGGACGAGGUGCUGGGCCUGCUGGGCGUGAUGGCCGAGCUGACUGUCGCUUUUGACCAUUUCGUGCGCGAGGGAGGAGUAGCGGGAGUAGGAGGAGGAGGAGGCGGGGGCGGCGCACCCCGGAGCCUGGACUUCUUUGUGAACAAUGCGGAUCUGGUGGCGCACCGGAUGAUGUGUCUGGGCUCUCUGCUUGAUGAGGAGCAGCUGGGUGACGAAAGGACGUCUUCAGGUCAGGGGCCAACAACGACUACAGCAGCCGAUAGCAGCCGCAGUCGUCUGGGGAGGAUGCAUACCCCGAUGCAUGACGACGAGAAGAAGAAGCAAGACGAUACCCACUUCGCCUCGGGAGAUCAGGGCAGCAGCAGGAAGAGGAUACUGCCGCGCCACGUGGUCCUCCGCGAGUUGUCACGCCGCGCGGCCAUGAUUUACCAGGACAUGGUCAUCUUCCCGACGCCCGCGCGCACCGGGGUCAAGCUGCGGCACGCAGGCCUCAUGCUCCCGUUGCUCAAAGCCCUGCGGCGGUCUUCUGGUGGUGGAGCGAAUGCCACCUCAAGUCAGGGAGGUCAUCAUCACCUCCAUCAGGCGUCUGCGGUCGCGGGUGGCGGCCACGGUGGUAUCGGUCGAGCAGGCCAGGUCAGAGGAUUCGACUACCUGCUCGGCGAGGACCUGGGAAGGCUGCAUCUCCAGCAUCCGCACCAGCAGCAGCAAUACGGCAACGGUGCUGGCGGGGACUGUCCGUGGACCGACGAGCAGCUCGAGGUGGAAGUCGUCUUUGACGAUGUUGAAUACAACACAGACGUCGUCUACGACAGCUACGACCACAUGCCGCGGCUGGUCCAGCUCUCGCCCUCGCCUACCCCGUCGCCGUCGCAGGGCUACACGGUGCUGCCGGGUCAUGAACAGAAGCAACCACGGUCGGCCGCUCACACUGGAACGAGAGGACACACCGCAACAACGACGACCCCAGAGAUCCCCGGCGAAGACGACUUCCUCUCCUGGGCGAUCGUCCUCGGCGCCAUCGCGACGAGGUUCACGACCCUGCACGACGCGUACGUGGAGCUGCUCGCCGAGGACAUGCAGCACCACGAGCACAAGCGGCAUCAGAUGCCAAAUCACAGCCAGUACCCCGUACACAGCGACGGGAACUGGCACGGGGAUGGAAACGGAAACGGGCAUCGUGCCGAGGACGGCGGGAUGGCGUCGUCCUGGCUGGACUGCAAGGCGCGCAUGAUGCGCUUCCUGUGGCUGGACGCCGUGUGCGAUGAGCCGGGGCAGGUGGUGUGGGAGGAGGCGCUUUCCUGGCGGAGGUGGAAGAACGGGAUGAGCGGGCAUGGGGCCGGGUGA
Microdochium trichocladiopsis is the source of this 3096-nucleotide messenger RNA. RefSeq lists its product as uncharacterized. The record is from RefSeq and is a predicted model, not a curated record. Bases 1 to 3096 code for a protein of 1031 amino acids. The transcript is spliced from 3 exons. Lineage: Eukaryota; Fungi; Ascomycota; Sordariomycetes; Xylariales; Microdochiaceae.